AUGAUUUACAGUUCUGGCAGAGCAAUGUGGGAUGACGUGGCAGAUGAACCGCCACCAGAUGGCGGUCUUACAGCCUGGCUACAGGUUCUAGCUGGUCAUCUCGUCGUCUUUAAUGCCUGGGGCUAUGCCAAUAGUUUUGGGAUAUUUCAGAGUUACUAUGCUUCAUCGCUAAACCUUCCCGCCUCUACCAUUUCCUGGAUCGGUAGCACUCAAGUCUUCCUGAUUUUCCUGAUCGGAGCGGUUUCGGGGCGCGCCUUCGACACUGGUUACUACCAACCUAUUCUGUGGACUGGAUGCUUACUACAGUUGCUGGCUAUAUUUACUACCAGUAUCUGCACAAGCUACUGGCAGCUGUUUCUGGCACAGGGUAUCUGUCAAGGCUUCGGCAACGGCCUUACAUUUUGCCCCACAAUUGCAUUGAUUUCAACUUAUUUCGCGACCAAGCGUACCAUUGCUAUAUCGACAGCUGCAAGUGGUGCAGCAACGGGAGGAAUUGUAUUCCCUAUAAUUGCAGAGCAAUUGCUACCUCGCCUUGGUUUUCCCUGGACAAUCCGCAUUAUGGGUUUCGUCGUGCUGCUGAAUGUAGCGGUAGUACUGUCUAUUGUUAAGGCGCGACAGUUACCCCUCAAAAGUAGGCAGCUUAUUGAGCUAGCAGCUUUCAAGGAGUUACCUUAUUUGCUUUUUACAAUCAGCAUGUUCUUUACUCUUUGGGCAACUUAUUUUGCGUAUUACUAUGUACGUUCAUAUGCUCUCGAUAAGCUGCAUGUAUCAGAGGCUUCCUCGUACAAUCUUCUUCUUAUUGUCAAUGCUAUUGGGAUUCCGGGUCGCAUCAUCCCAGCCUUACUCGCAGAUCGCUGCUCUAGUGCGAUAACAGUCCUCAUUCCUAUUAUAUUCUUUGCUGCUAUUUGUCUCUAUAUGUGGCUCCUCGUGCUUUCUUUGGCGCAUGAAAUAGUUUGGGUCAUAUUUUUUGGAUUCUUUGGCGCGGGUAUACAAGGCUUAUUUCCGUCAACGUUGGCCAGUCUGACAAAAGACCUGGCUAAAAGUGGUACCAGAAUUGGCAUGGUAUUUACCAUUAUCAGUAUACCGUGUCUCACGGGGCCACCUUUAGCAGGUAAAUUGAUUCAAAUAUGCAACGGUAGCUACUUAGGUGCGCAAAUCUGGGGGGGUUCUUGUCUGCUUUUAGGAGGCAGUCUCCUAGUCGCAGCUCGAAUAGCAAGCCUGAGGCGCCGAUGCUAA
This is a messenger RNA of Aspergillus homomorphus CBS 101889, 1236 nucleotides long. RefSeq names its product MFS general substrate transporter. Gene Ontology annotation, cellular component: fungal-type vacuole membrane. Gene Ontology annotation, biological process: transmembrane transport. The record is from RefSeq and is a predicted model, not a curated record. Gene Ontology annotation, molecular function: transmembrane transporter activity. Lineage: Eukaryota; Fungi; Ascomycota; Eurotiomycetes; Eurotiales; Aspergillaceae. Bases 1 to 1236 code for a protein of 411 amino acids. The transcript has 3 exons.